CUGCGCGCACGCGCCAGGUCCUCACGCGGCUUCCGUCCGGCUUAAGAUGGCGGCACCCGGGGUUCCCUGGAGCGGUUGCAGAGGGUACUGCCGCUCUAGGCGAGGUCGGGCCGCCCUGCGCGGAAGAACCGCCCCCAGCAGCUGCAGCACUACUGUCGCUUAGCAAGGAAUCCCAGGCUCGCCUGGGACGGCAGCCGCACCAUGGAUUCUUCCAGUUCAUCUAAUUCUUGUUUAUCCAUCGGCCCCACGGGUUCCAGCGCUGUAAUACUCCUCUAUUCGAAGGAGCACAAAAAGUGGGAUGAGUUUGAAGAUAUUUUGGAGGAGAGAAGGCAUGGCAGUGACCUGAAAUUUGCAAUGAAAUGCUACACACCUCUUGUCUAUAAGGGAAUUAUUCCUUGCAAACCAAGUGAUAUUAAACAUAGUGUUCUCAAUUCUGAAGAGAUUCAUUAUAUCAUUAAACAGCUUUCUAAGGAAUCUCUUCAAUCUGUUGAUGUCCUCCGAGAAGAAGCUUGUGAAAUCUUGGAUGAAAUGAGUCACAAACUGCGUCUGGGAGCUAUCCGGUUUUUUGCCUUCACCUUGAGCAAAGUAUUUAAACAAAUUUUCUCAAAAGUGUGUGUAAAUGAAGAAGGUAUUCAGAAAGUACAACGAGCCAUCCAGGAGCAUCCAGUUGUCCUGCUGCCUAGUCAUCGCAGUUAUAUUGACUUUCUGAUGUUGUCUUUUCUUUUAUACAACUAUGACUUACCUGUGCCAGUCAUAGCAGCAGGAAUGGACUUCCUGGGAAUGAAAAUGAUUGGUGAGCUUCUACGGAUGUCAGGUGCCUUUUUCAUGCGACGAACUUUUGGUGGCAAUAAACUCUACUGGGCUGUAUUCUCUGAAUAUGUAAAAACUAUGUUACGGACUGGUUAUGCUCCUGUUGAAUUUUUCCUCGAAGGGACAAGAAGUCGCUCUGCCAAGACAUUGACUCCUAAAUUUGGUCUUCUGAAUAUAGUGAUGGAACCAUUUUUUAAAAGAGAAGUUUUUGAUACAUACCUUGUUCCAAUUAGCAUCAGUUAUGAUAAGAUAUUGGAAGAAACUCUUUAUGUGUAUGAACUUCUAGGGGUUCCUAAGCCUAAAGAAUCUACAACUGGAUUGUUAAAAGCCAGGAAGAUUCUCUCUGAAAAUUUUGGAAACAUCCAUGUGUACUUUGGAGACCCUGUAUCACUUCGGUCUCUGGCAGCUGGGAGGAUGGAUCGGAGUCCAUAUAGCUUGGUUCCAAGACAUAUUCCUCAGAAACAGUCAGAGGACAUGCAUGCCUUUGUCACUGAAGUUGCCUACAAAAUGCAGCUUCUACAAAUUGAAAACAUGGUUCUGAACCCAUGGGCCCUAACGGUUGCUGUUUUGCUCCAGAAUCUGCCAUCCAUGAACUUUGAUGCUCUCGUUGCAAAGACCUUGUGGCUGAAAGGUUUAACACAGGCAUUUGGAGGAUUUCUCACCUGGCCUGAUAAUGAGCCUGCUGAAGAAGUUGUCCAGUCCAACAUUCUUCUGCAUUCCAACAUCGCCAGCCUUGUCAAAGAUCAGGUGAUUUUGAAAGUGGACUCUGGAGAGUCAGAAGUGGUCAGUGGACUUACUUUUCAACACAUUACUCUCCUCACAUGCUCAGCUUAUAGGAACCAGUUGCUCAACACUUUUGUCCGUCCAUCCUUAGUAGCUGUAGCCCUGCAGAUGACACCUGGCUUCAGGAAAGAGGAUGUCUACAGUCACUUUUGCUUUCUACGUGAUGUUUUUUCAGAUGAGUUCAUCUUCCUACCAGAAAAUGCACUGAAGGACUUUGAAGAAGGCUGUUACCUGCUUUGUAAGAGUGAGACCAUACAAGUGACAUCGAAAGACAUCUUGGUUGUAGAGAAAGGAAAUACUGUACUAGAGUUUUUGAUAGGACUCUUCAAACCUUUUGUGGAAUGUUAUCAGAUAAUUUGCAAAUACCUCUUGAAAGAAGAGAACUCCUUCACUGAGAAGCAGUACUUGGCUGGAGUUAGAAAAUUUACAAGUGAACUUCUUGAUGAAGGUACCUCUCAGUGUUAUGAUGUAUUAUCUUCUGAUGUGCAGAAAAAUGCCUUAGCAGCUUUUGUGAGACUAGGUGUGGUAGAGAAGAAGAAGGUAAAUAAUGACUGUAUACUUAAUGUGAAUGAACCUGCGAUGACUAAAUUAGAAAAAAUGCUUGGUUGUAAGAUACCAGUAGGAAAAUCAGUGACUGCAAAACUUUAAUAAUCCCCAAACAGUUAUGGAAAAUUUGGUUCAAUAAUUACCAUUAUCAAAGGACUCUGUUACAACAAACAGGGAAGUAAAGGAAAAUACACAUCUUCUCCUUCAUAAGACUUUGAGAAGAGUGGACUCAGCUGAGAGGAAGAGAUGAUCAGUUUAAGCAAUCAAUGUAAUCUUCCCCAGCCCAAUGGCUAAACAGGCAUUUAUAUCCAACUCCCUUGUCUUUUAAAAUAAAACCAUCUUUUGGAAACGUGUUUGGAAAA
Messenger RNA from Orycteropus afer afer, 2501 nucleotides. It is a transcript of the gene GNPAT, whose product is annotated as glyceronephosphate O-acyltransferase. Gene Ontology annotation, biological process: ether lipid biosynthetic process. Gene Ontology annotation, molecular function: glycerone-phosphate O-acyltransferase activity. The record is from RefSeq and is a predicted model, not a curated record. NCBI's taxonomy places the organism in Eukaryota, Metazoa, Chordata, Mammalia, Tubulidentata, Orycteropodidae. Gene Ontology annotation, cellular component: peroxisome; mitochondrial membrane; peroxisomal membrane.